Molecule: messenger RNA, 4474 nt
Organism: Myxocyprinus asiaticus (Chinese sucker)
Lineage: Eukaryota; Metazoa; Chordata; Actinopteri; Cypriniformes; Catostomidae
Gene: sec63
Product: SEC63 homolog, protein translocation regulator
Exons: 20
Coding region: 96-2354 (752 amino acids)
Biological process (GO): SRP-dependent cotranslational protein targeting to membrane; post-translational protein targeting to endoplasmic reticulum membrane
Cellular component (GO): Sec62/Sec63 complex
Molecular function (GO): transmembrane protein transporter activity; RNA binding
Source: RefSeq, a predicted model, not a curated record
GCUUCAUUCUCCCGCAUAUGUGAAUAGUCCAACAGAGAAGAGACUGUUAGGGUGGUAAAGCGGCAGAAAAUAUCGGGGUUUAGUGCCGCUGCGAAAUGGCUGGACAGCAGUUUCAGUACGACAACAGUGGCAACACGUUUUUCUAUUUCCUCACGUCAUUUGUGGGACUAAUAGUCAUCCCAGCCACCUAUUACCUCUGGCCCCGGGAUCAGAAUGCGGAGCAAUUACGGUUGAAGAGUUUACGAAGAGUUCAUGGAAGAUGUCUGUGGUAUCGCCUUCGGCUUAUGAAAUCACAGCAGAGCAUUGUUCCAACACUUAAAAAAGCAGCCCUGUUGUUUGGGUGGGCAGUAUUUCUUUUACUGGCCUAUAAGGUGUCUAAAUUAGAUCGUGAGUACCAGGAAUAUAACCCCUAUGAGGUCCUCAACCUGGACGCAGGAGCAUCUGUUGCUGAGAUUAAGAAGCAAUACAGAGUGCUGUCUUUAAAACACCAUCCUGAUAAAGGUGGAGAUGAGGCCAUGUUCAUGAAGCUUGCUAAAGCUUACUCAGCUUUGACUAAUGAGGAAUCCCGGAAAAAUUGGGAGACUUAUGGCAACCCUGAUGGCCCAAGAGUGACAAGUUUUGGAAUUGCUCUUCCUGCAUGGAUCGUUGACCAAAAAAACUCAAUGCUGGUGCUGCUGGUCUAUGGAUUGGCUUUUAUGGUCAUUCUUCCUGUGGUUGUGGGCACAUGGUGGUAUCGUUCCAUCCGUUACAGUGGUGAUCAGAUCCUGAUCAACACAACACAGCUUUUCAUGCACUUUAUGUACAAAACACCUACAAUGAACAUGAAACGGUUGGUGAUGGUGUUAACAGCAGCAUUUGAGUUUGAUCCUCGUAGUAACAAAGAGGCCAUUAUAAGACCAACAGACAACAUUGAAGUUCCCCAGUUGAUUCGGGAGCUGGGGAACAUUAAUGUUAAGAAGAAGGAGCCUCCGUUCUGCUACCCCUACAGCCUGAAGGCUCGAGUCUUAUUACUUGCACACCUUGCCAGGAUGGAGGUUUCUGAGAACGUAGAUGAAGAUCAAAGGUUUGUGGAGAAGAAGUGUCCUGCCUUACUUCAGGAAAUGAUCAAUGUUGGCUGUCAACUCACCAUGAUGGCAACCAGUAGAGGAGGCCUUCGAGCUCCCAGGCUGACUUCCAUAGAGAACUGCAUGAAGCUGUCUCAGAUGGUGGUUCAGGGACUGCAGGAGGCCAAGUCUCCUCUACUGCAGCUGCCCCAUUUUGAAGAGGAGCACCUCAGAUACUGCAUCUCUAAGAAGUAUAAGGUGCGGACACUGCAGGAUCUGGUCAGUCUGAAGGAAUCUGACAGGAGAAACAUGCUGAGAUUCCUUGGGGAGGAGAAGUAUGAUGAGGUCAUGGCAGUCUUAGGGAGCUUCCCUUACAUCAACAUGGAAACCAAACUUCAAGUGCUGGAUGAUGAAGAUAGCAAUAACAUCACUGCUGGAUCCAUCGUCACCGUUACGGUUACCUUGACAAGGAAGAGAAUGUCUGAGAUGUUUGAGAAAGAGGAACCACCGCAGCCAACAGAGGAAACUAAUACAGAGGAGCAAGGUGAUGCCAAAAACAAAACAAAAGUCUGGCAAAACAAGAAUAAAGGAGCAAAAAAAGCCAGCAAGUCCAAAAAGAAGAAACUGACUAAAAAGAAACCAGUCACCCAACAGCAAACAAAGGGAGACAAGGCUAAACAGGCCAAUGGAAAUGUGGCUGGAAAUGAAGUCGCUGCUCUUUCAAAAGAGGAAGAGGACGAGCUCUCUGAUAAAGGCAGCGAAUCAGAUGAAGCAGAGGGAAACAAGGACUCGCCCAGUGAGAGAGACGACGAGAGUGACAAGCAAAGUGACACGGAGGUGGACGAGAUUGCUGGAGAUGAUGAGGAGGAAUGGGAGGCCUUGCAACAAAGUAUUCAGCGCCGUGAGAGGGCACUUUUGGAGACCAAGUCAAAGGUCACGCACCCUGUGUACAGCCUGUACUUCCCUGAAGAGAAGCAGGAGUGGUGGUGGCUCUAUAUCGCAGAUAGGAAGGAACAGACACUGGUGUCUAUGCCUAAUCAUGUGUGCACACUCAGAGACACAGAAGAGGUUGAACUGAAAUUCCCCGCUCCAUCCAAAACCGGAAACUAUCAGUAUUCUGUGAUUCUCAGAUCAGAUUCAUACAUGGGAUUAGAUCAGGUCAAGCCAUUGAAGCUGGAGGUUCAUGAGGCGAAAGCCAUGUUGGAUAACCAUCCACAGUGGGACAUCCCAGAAACUGAGGAAGACGAGGAUGACCAGGAGGACAGUGAUGGUAUUGAGGAGUCUGAGGAAGACGAUGAAGACAACGACUAAACCAACCAAUCAAUUCAUACAAACUUAAACACAGCUCACACGCCCGUGUGCCCACUCAUGUUCACACUCACACACACACACACAAACAGACCUACAUACCCACAUAGCCUCAGACAUCUGCUGUCUUCAGGGCCACAACAAGGACAUUGACGCCCCAUUUUCCUGUUUCAAACUCUCAUGAAUCACAAAUUUGUCCAAACCUCUUAUUUCGGCAAUCAUAAGACUUGAAGAACUGUUGGUUAUCUUUCCCUGCAUUCAUCCAGCCAUUAUCAGAUAUUGAAUGGUUGUUGGUGGGGUCCAGCUGUGUGUCAGAUUUCUCUCCACUUAAUGAAAGGUGUCUGACCAACCAAUGCAUCAGAAAAAUAAAAACUAGACUACUGCUAAAAAAAAAUUACACACUUCAUGACUGUCAUUUCCCAAAGUUGCAGUGUAUUCUUCAAGGGUAUUUUCAAACUUCAUCAUUUUGUAGUUUUAUGUAGUUUAUUAGAAUGCAGAUUUACCAGCUGUUCCCACUUUGACGUGGCCAUGUGAAGCAUAAUCUAGAGCAAGCAUGAACCACAGGGACACAUGUGUGCGUACUGAGGUUGAGCAGGAAUUCGGGGGAACCACUGUGGGUUGUAUUUCAGUUUGACUCCAUGGUCAUGAAGCCUGGAAGUAAAGUGCUGUACAUUUAUAAAUCUGUUUUGCCUUCUUCAAACUUUUCGUCAACAAUGGAGGUUGUUUCAGCCUCACAAAGAAAUAAUGACUGCAGACGUUCCACGGCCAGGUCUACAGUUUAGUCCUGAUUUAAUGCCAAAUGUUGCUAGAACUGCUAUUCUGCUCUUCCACACAUAAGCAGGUUGAUAUCAGGAGGCUUUCUUGGCACUCUGUUAUCGCAAGGCCUAAUUUCCGUUGUACUUUUUUUUUUUUUUUUUUUUUCAGAUUUGGAACCGCCUUUAAGACAAUUGACAUUUGUUAUUGAUAUUUGUUGACUUUUUAAACUGGAAACAGGAAAUCCCCCACGGUUGCUGACUGCAACUGUUACAAAGACACAGUGUCUCUAGUAGAGACCUAUUGCUAUUGAUUAGACUAAUUCAUUAUUCAUUGGCCAUAGAACGAAAAACAUUUUUUUUUUUUUUAAUAACUUUAGAACAAAUGUUUCCAUUUUAUUUCCAUGGAUCACUGGAUCUAAAUGCCUCAGUCAUAGCUCAUAGUUUAUUUGUAUUUAUUUUUUUAUUUUUUUGGUCUUACAUUCCACUCAACAAAUAUGAACGCCUUAUUCACUGUACAGAUUUUUUUACUGGCCACAAAUAAGGUUCCAUCAUCUAUUGCAGAUGGUUUGUGAUACAGAAGCACCAAUAAGAUUGCAGGGAAUAAUUAAGGGUCCGUUUUUAUUUCUGUAAAUUUUUCUUAAUUUUCUUUUUGUGGGGGGAAGUGUGGCAACAAGGCUAAAAAAGAAGUAUAAAAUGUGGCUUUUUUUGUGGAUGUAUUUGAAUCCCCAUUAAAAUAUAUUUUCACUAGUGUAAGGUGUGACAGCGUAUUGAAUGCGCUGAUGUAGUGAUUGUGGAAAAGACUGUCUGCUCUGUGCUUUUGUCAAACAUUGAGAGAGGUUAAGCCAACUGAGAUACAAAUAUUUCAAAUGUAAUCUCUCCAUUCAUUGUUGAUUUGCCUUUUUAUUUCUGUCAUAAAUUUAUCACAAGAAUUGAGAUUUUCUCGUUUGUUCCCAAUAGCUAAUGUAUGUGUUUUAGAAUUCUUUUUUGGACAACUGCAGAUAUUUAGUAGGAAAUUCUUUUAAUUAUUUUCCACCUCUUUGUUCAUUUGCAUAGUGCAAUCUUUAUUACAGAGGAAAAUUUUAUUCUGACUGCAUGUAACACAUUCAAAACCAGUUUUAUAAAAUGGUAAAGGUUUUACAGAUAAACAGACAUUUUAGUAUUAUUGCUCCAACAAAGAAUGUAGCCUCAGAAUUCAUGUUGUGUACUGAAUGCAGUGAUUCAAGUGUACAGAUUAUGAGAAAUCAAGUCUUCGCAUACACACACACACACACACACAGAGACUCACCGGCCAGAGAAAAGGCUUUUGCCUAUGAAACAGUAUCUGCCACUUUUGUUUACAAGGAAACUGUCAUUGUAAAUUGAAAAUAU